Messenger RNA from Chaetomium fimeti, 1060 nucleotides. RefSeq lists its product as uncharacterized. Bases 185 to 994 code for a protein of 269 amino acids. The transcript is spliced from 4 exons. Lineage: Eukaryota; Fungi; Ascomycota; Sordariomycetes; Sordariales; Chaetomiaceae. The record is from RefSeq and is a predicted model, not a curated record.
CCAGGCUUGACAUCGCCAAGAUCGUGCACCUUCAUCCUUGAUCUUGGCACGGUCCCGCGUGUGACAAAUGUGCUGAGGGUGUUCGAGGAUUUCUUUGACCUUCAAACUUUGUCUGCAACAUCAGAGACGCACCUCGCUAACGCCAAGUGCUGUCCGGAUCUCUCUCCCCUGUCAAGCUUCCAGUAUGGCCCGCCAGUUCCGAUUUGUUGCUGUCUCGAAUCCGGCGGAACCCCCUUCAUCCAAAUCCAAGAAAUUGGCCUAUUCACACGCCUUUCGCCAGGCGCACGCCCAGAGGAGACGCGAAGAAACAGAAAAGUACAGAAAGGAGAGAGCGAGUGUCCCGGUUAACCGAGUCUUUGCUGCAUCCGGGGAAGCCAUCUCGGCCCCCCUGAGCAAAGUACUCAACAGUAAUAAAGACCCGUUCUCAUCUUUGGCAAGACCGCUCUCAUCGACGGAAUAUUUCCUCCUCAAUCACUAUGUUCACGUCAUCGUACCAUUCACUGUUGGCCACUGCGGCUUAUUCGACCGUCCAGGAGACCACAAGACUGAGCUCCUUCGAGAAUGGGUUGGUCUCGCUAUCACAGAUGACACGCUCAUGGUCGCCGUUAUUCUCCUCAGUACAUGCCGCUACAUUCUGCAGGUCCAGCCAAGCAACCUCAUCAUUAUACGCUUGGCUCUGGAGUAUAAGCAGAUAUGCCUUCGGACACUGCUUCAAGAAAUGAGCAACACUUCAACUCCCGUCAAUACUUUGACGGUUGCUAAAGCAAUUGCCCUUGCGCUGGACGAGGUGACGGCAGGUGAGCAUGCCAUUGCCCAGAAGCAUCUCAAAGGCGUACUUGCUAUGGUUAAUUCCAGGGGUGGCGCAGGGGAGCUUGGCUUAACGGGUCUUUUAGAACGGAUGUACCAAAGGUUUAUGGAAACAUUGGAGAUGCUACAAAACGGAGCUCUCAACCUUACAACUAUAUUCUUCCCAUCUACAUUAACCCCCACCUAGGUAGAUUAACCAUAUCGUACACAUCUAACAAGGCCAGGUUACCAGCGUGCUUUUGGCUCAAGUCCA